AUGAAAGGAUCCGCAACAUCGGAAUCUCGGCACACAUCGACUCGGAAGACCACACUCACGGAGCGCGUCCUCUUCUACACGGGCAGGAUAGCAGAGAUCCAUGAGGUGAGUUAAUCAUGAUCAUAUAAUCUGGCUCUGAUUUAUUGAAGUAGCUUGUUGGAGAAGUGUGUGUGUCUGCCUGCCUGCUUGCUUGCUUGCUUGCUUGCUUAUCUGUCUGUUUUAGAGGCAGACAGACAGACAGAUUAAAACUGUUAUGUCUGUUUAUUUUUACGUACUGUAUACACACUGUGGUUCCUCUAACUCUAUAGGUAAAGGGAAAGGAUGGAGUCGGGCCACCAUGGACUCGAUGGAGCUGGAGAGGCAGAGAGGCAUCACCAUCCAGUCAGCUACCACAUACACCAUCUAUAAGGAUUACAACAUCAACAUCAUCGACACCCCAAGUAUGGAGGUACCUACCUGGCAGAAAGAUUUGCGUUAGUGGCAAUACAGAUCUUAUGACCAGGUUCUUUUUUUGACGGAUAAACCAUAAGUCACAGUCACAGAUUGAUGCUAGUAUACGCAACAGCUGUUGAACUUAGGAUGUAUUUUUGCUUUUAACUUUAACCGCAGUUUCCUCCUCUCUGACCUGUCCAGGCCAUGUGGACUUCACCAUCGAGGUGGAGCGAGCCCUGCGUGUUUUGGAUGGGGCGAUUCUGGUCCUAUGUGCAGUUGGAGGGGUCCAGUGCCAAACCCUGACCGUGAACAGACAGAUGAAACGCUACAAUGUUCCCUUCCUCACCUUCAUCAACAAGCUGGACCGCAUGGGAGCCAACCCCAACCGCGCCCUGUAGGCCAUGAGGUCAGCAGAUAUACAGAUACUGUAGACCGAUAGACUAGUCUGGUUUUCCAUAAGCUCUGUGUUCUGACUCUGACUGUGUUCCCUCUUUCAGGACCAAGUUGAACCACAACGCAGCCUUUGUGAACAUCCCCAUCGGUCUGGAGGGGAACAUGAAGGGCAUCAUAGACCUCAUAGAGGAGCGCAGCAUGUACUUCGAGGGCCCAUUCGGGUAAGAGAAUGGAGAAUGUGUGAUCAUGGCAGGGAUUUAGUAAUGUAAGUCAUCUCUAUCUCAGACCUGAAACAUUUCCAUAGCUGUAAACCUUCUCACUGGAAAAAAAGAAAAAGAAAAAAAAGACAAAUCCUCCUGUCCUCUGCUUCCUGCAGACAGAAUAUCCGGUUAGAUGAGAUCCCGGCAGAGUUCCGUGUGGAGGCUGCAGACAGGAGACAGGAGCUGGUGGAGUGUGUGGUUAAUGCUGACGAGACCCUGGGAGAGAUGUUCCUGGAGGAGAGGAUCCCCAACGUGCCAGAACUCAAGGUUUGUAUGUGUGACUGUUCAUUAUGUCUUGGGACAUCGCAAAAAAAGUAUGUAAUUUGAUCUUCCGCAUCAGUCAUAUGUUCUGCAAUGACCUGUGAACUCUGCCCCCUGGGCCCUGACUGCUCCCGUCUCUCCUCCCACAGGCAGCCAUACGCAGGGCCACAGUGCAGCGCCUCUUCAGCCCCGUGCUGGUGGGGACUGCCCUGAAGAACAAGGGGGUCCAGCCUCUAUUGAACGCAGUGCUGAAUUAUCUGCCCAACCCCACAGAGGUCAACAACUACGCCCUCUUCAACGAUGAGUGAGUAUGACCUCUUUGCCUAGGCAGAGACACCAUUCAAUAUGACACGGCCGUCUUUGAAUGAAUUGAUAUGCCAAAAUCAGGUCAGAGUAUGGGCUCAGGGACAAACUUGAACAAUGCAUGCGUAACUUGACGUUUUGUGCCAUUCAUCAAUUGAUGUCAAUGGAAGAUCUCACCACUGUCCUUGUGUUGUUUCCUCUGUGUCAGGGAGUCCAGUGACAGCACUAAGAUUCUGAUGGAUCCCACCAGAGAUGCCUCGCAGCACUUCGUUGGCCUGGCCUUCAAACUGGAGGUGAGCACAUCACAGCACACAAACACUGUGUAGCAAACCAUCUUCUCUUCAACAAGUAAUCUGGCACGUUUACUGUGUACACUUUAUUUGGAUGAUAAACCGUACUGUAGACGUAUUUUUCUCUCUCUCCUCUCUUCCCUUUACUCUGUUCAAGGCAGGUCAGUUUGGUCAGCUGACAUGCGUGUGUACCAGGGCUGUCUGAAGAAGACAGAGUACAUCAUCAACACACGCACAGGCAAGAAGAUCCGUGUGCAGAGACUAGUGCGUCUCCAUGCCGACCAGAUGGAGGUGAGAACCAGGAAGUGAAUGUAAAUGGAGUAAACUGAUGGUUUCAGUGCCAUGAAAAGCACAGCACUGUGAUUGGUUAGAACGGUAAUGUUCCAUAUUUGGUUUUUUGUUUGUUUCUCCCACACAACCCUAGUGAUAACAUCUCAUGAUUACAAACAACUUUAUCUAUACAUUUGUAUAACUGAAACAAUCUUAAUUUGGUGUCAUCAUAAAGUGUUUUCCUCCCUCUGAUUGGUCAGGAUGUGGAGGUGGUGUAUGCAGGUGACAUCUGUGCCCUGUUUGGAAUCGACUGUGCCAGCGGAGACACCUUCAACUCCCGGACCAGCGCCAACCUCUCCAUGGUACAUCCCUAUGGCAAUUGUCCAGACUAGAUAAACAACCAGUCAGCACUCGCUAACGUGUAUUUAAAGAUGCAAUCUGUUGUGCACUGCCUUUGUGUGCAUAAUGUUAUGACCUUGGGCAUCAUUCAACAUGUGUUUCUCCCACAGGAGUCCAUCCACAUUCCAGAGGCUGUCAUCUCCAUGUCUAUGAAGCCAUCCAACAAGGUGGGCCCUCUCAUAUUCUAUGUAGUAUGAGGAGUCUAAAUGACCAUAUAAGGCUUGAUACUAUUUCAGGAGAGUAUAUGAGCAUGUAUUAUCAGUAAUUAGCAUCUCUAUAAUAAACUAUCUUCCUCCUCACCCUCUUCAUCCUCUCGCUCUUCCUGUGGAUCAGAAUGACACAGAUAAGUUCUCUAAAGGCAUCAACCGCUUCACCAGAGAAGACCCCACGUUCAGGGUCCACUUUGACACAGAAAGCAAGGAGACUAUCAUCUCUGGUAUGGGAGAGUUGCACCUGGAGAUCUACUCACAGGUACUAGUCUAGUGCUCGGCUCUCCGGAGAUCUGAAGAUCCUUCUGUCCACAGCGUUUUUGUGUUUUGGCUUCAUCUUGUUUUUACAGUGUCCUAAGUUGUCUUGAAGGCUAAUAGAAUGCAUUAGACUUCCAAACAUCUAGAAUCUUUAAUGGCAUUUCAAUGCAGUAAAUGAAGCUGACCUUACUUUCUCGCUGUCUUUCUGUAGAGGAUGGAGAGGGAGUAUAACUGCCCCUGUGUGAUGGGAAAGCCCAAGGUAGCCUUCAGGGAGAGCGUGACCAGUGUGGUACCGUAA
Coregonus sp. 'balchen' is the source of this 3373-nucleotide messenger RNA. The record is from the annotation of a GenBank genome assembly. NCBI's taxonomy places the organism in Eukaryota, Metazoa, Chordata, Actinopteri, Salmoniformes, Salmonidae.